Molecule: messenger RNA, 1371 nt
Organism: Mytilinidion resinicola
Lineage: Eukaryota; Fungi; Ascomycota; Dothideomycetes; Mytilinidiales; Mytilinidiaceae
Exons: 6
Coding region: 285-1061 (258 amino acids)
Cellular component (GO): membrane; cytoplasm
Source: RefSeq, a predicted model, not a curated record
ACUUGUCCGCCAGAUCCCUGCGUGAAUGCAUAGCCACUACGGCGUACGUGACAAAGGCCUGCAGGUCACGUCGGUGGACUGCUCCGCUUAGUAUUACCUACUCCCGCUCCCUCCAGUCCCUUGCAGACAAAAACUUGAAUACUAAGCUGCACACCUACGAACCCACCGUCCGGCACGGAAGGACAUUCACCAGCGAUUUGUUCGAGUUUCUGUGCGCCGCGCCACCGAGUCAAACGACCCUUCCACCUUCAAACGUCAUAUCUUCAUCGGAGCGCACAGGCAAGAUGAUCGAGGCCGUAUCCCUUCAUCGCCUCCUACGGGCUCUCAACAGCCGCUACAUCUACGGCAAAGUCCCCCUCCUGCACGCCGCAGUGUUCCUGAUACAAAUGGCCGUCGUUUCCAUCCUCACGCGCAAGUUCAACUCCUACUAUGCCAGCAAGCCAGUCCUUACAACUAUGAUAACCAAUGCCGUUCUGGGCGGUAUUGCGGACACAGUCGCCCAGUCUUUGACCGCAAUCAGGCAACGUGCGGUCCGGAAAGAGGGUGGACUAGGCAAAGAUGACUUCGUAGCUAUUGAGAUUCACGAGCUGGACAGGAGGAACCCAUGGCCUGCGAGCGAGAUCAUCCCUGAUUCAAAGCGACUACCACCUCCGUUCGACUUCGAGCGCCUCACCCGAUUCAUGGCAUACGGAUUCCUGAUGGCGCCAGUCCAACAUAGAUGGUUCGCGUUUCUCUCGAGGACGUUUCCCAUCAGCAAAACCUCCGCCAUGGUGCCUGCUAUGAAGAGAGUUGCUUUUGAUCAGUUUUUGUUCGCCCCAGUUGGUCUCGCAUGUUUCUUCACAUUCAUGACCGUUGCAGAGGGAGGCGGAAAGCGUGCAGUCGCCCGCAAAUUCCAAGAUGUCUAUGUUCCUGCCCUCAAAGCCAAUUUCAUCGUCUGGCCAGCCGUACAGAUCCUCAACUUUCGAGUCAUGCCUAUCCAGUUUCAGAUUCCCUUUGUCUCUACUGUCGGUAUUGCCUGGACGGCUUACCUAUCCCUCACAAACUCGUCCGACGACGUGUAGACCUACUACUUCAGAUUACGAAUCUCCUUCUCCCACCUGUGAAUAAAGACUCGUUUCCAUGGGCAUACCAAGUUAUUGGAGGGCACAUGCGCCGGGCGCCCGCUUUCUUUGAUCAUUCAUAUGGCGCAUUGGAGCAUUUGUUUUGGCGCGCGGAUGGGAUGGGUGUUUGGCUGGGAGGCCGGAUUUGCUUUUCGCUCGCAACUAGAAAAACCGCACCUAUGACACUUUGAGGCUUUUCCAGACUUCAUCUCUCCAGUGCACGUGAAGUAUAUUAGACUUCUGGAAGACGUUCCGAUGACCUCGGGCAUGC